Penaeus indicus is the source of this 4525-nucleotide messenger RNA. Its product is annotated as nephrin-like. The coding region runs from base 684 to 3614 and encodes 976 amino acids. Gene Ontology annotation, molecular function: protein binding. The record is from RefSeq and is a predicted model, not a curated record. NCBI's taxonomy places the organism in Eukaryota, Metazoa, Arthropoda, Malacostraca, Decapoda, Penaeidae. The transcript has 16 exons.
GGGAGAGGGUGUGCGUGCGGUCCGCUCUGUCAACCUUCGCGUCGGCUUGCCUCCUCGGUCGCCAGGUCCUGUGAAGACUCAUAUCAAAUUUUUUUUUUUAUUCAUCUCCGACACGUCUUUCGUGCCUUGAGGCGGUGGUUUAUCCCCUGAAUAUGGAGGAUUUAUUUAUUUUUUUAAUUUGAUAGGAGAUGAACUAGUUUUUUAUAUAUAAAGGAUUUGAUGAGUUUAACUGUAGUUUCCGGAAGUUUUUAAUUUAGCGCGACAGUGGAGUAAAAAACAAACAAAAAAAACUUGAUUAUAUAUUUUUAAAAGUUAUAUUUGUUCCUGCGAAGGAAAUAAACAAUAAUAACACCAUAAAAAAUAAAAUCGAAGUGAAGAGAGAUUUCCGGAGAAGAAAUCCAAACCUUAUAUAAAAAAAAAUAUUACGAGUGAUACAAUGAAAUAGAGGAAAAAAAAGUUUAUUCUGAAAUGAAAAUAUGAAACAAUUUAUCAGUGUUUAAAUAACGUGCAAAAAAAUAAAUAGAUAAAUAGAUUAACAACUGACCUACAAUUUAUCAAAUAAAGUGACCCCAAACUUGAAAUACAUAAAGUAGAAAAUACAAAAAGUAGAAAAUUCAAAGGCAUAUAUAUAGAGAAAAAAAAUAUAUAUAUAUAAAAAAGAAUAAAAAAAAAAUACAAGAGUGAUGACAGGACACAGUCCCCGCAAGGGCACGACUCGAGGGAAGAUGAAUGUUGCAACAGCCUUCCUCGUGCAACUUGGCGUCACGCUCACGGUCAACUCGUUCUGCUGUUCUGCCAGUCCCACCACCUCUUCUUCCUCCUCCUCCUCCUCUUCGUCCUUGUCGUCGUCGCCUUCGUCUUCUUCGUCAACCGUGGAACUGCAGCUCUCGGCGACCAACAACAAUAUCCUGGCGAGGUAUCCCGGCCAGGACGACUACGUCAGUCCUCUAAAAUCAACGCGGGCGGUCGUGGGCGGUCUUGCAGAACUCCCUUGCAACAUCACCUCGCCCAUUCUCGGGGAUCCGCCCCUUUUGGUGCUCUGGUACAAGGCUGGGUUGCAUAAGCCUAUUUACAGCUAUGACGUCAGACGCGGCCCUCCGAGCCACUGGGCGAAUCCAUCCGUGUUGGGCGAUCGUGCAAAGUUCGACGCUGCAACGGCCUCCCUCGUCGUGCAACGCGUGCAGGAGGAGGACGAGGGGAUGUUCCGAUGCAGAGUGGAUUUUCGCACAAAUCCCACCCUGACUUUUUCCAGUAACCUCACUGUGAUUGUUCCGCCUCGAAGGGUCGCCGUCUACACCGAGAGAGGCGUCGAAGCGAGGAGCAUCGUGGGCCCUUUUACCGAAGGCGACACCCUCCGCUUGCUCUGCCGCGUCGAGGGGGGUUCGCCGUCCCCCCAGGUCACGUGGUGGGAAGGGUCAGAGCUCCUGGACGCGACCCUAGACAGCAGUGACCUCGGCUACGUGACCAACACCCUCGAAAUCUCGCCGUUAACGAGAGAGGACCUGCACCGAACUCUCACGUGUCAAGCGACCAACACGAAUCUCACUGCCCCGCUCGCCGCCACCGUCACGCUCGAUAUGAACUUUCCUCCCCUGUGGGUUCGCCUCUUAAGCAGCCGUGACCCGUUGAGUGCCGGACGCCAAUACGUCGUGGUGUGCCAAGCUGUGGGUGCCAAACCGCCUGCGAACAUCACGUGGUAUCUUGGCCCUACGAGACUCACUACGCAUUUCGAAGAGCGGAGCCACGAAGGAAACGUAACGACUAGCUCCCUCCGCCUCACGCCCACGGUAGCCGACGCAGGGCAGGUGCUGGCGUGCGUCAGUGAUUCCCGCACUGUGAAGACGAGGCUAAUGAUGGACGAGUGGAAGCUAGAUAUUUAUUAUGUUCCGGUGGCCAGGAUCCAGCCUGGAGGUUCUCUAAAUCUAAGUAAUAUUGAAGAAGGCGAUGAUGUGUACUUUGAGUGUGCAAUAGAAGCCAACCCGAGGGUGUACAAAAUCGUUUGGAGACACGACGACCAGGAACUCCGCCACAACGUGUCUGCGGGCGUCAUCACCAGCAACCGAAGCCUCGUCCUCCAACACGUGUCGAGGACGGCGUCGGGAAGGUACCACUGCGUCGCCUCCAACAUCGAGGGGGACGGGAAGUCAGAGGAUAUUACACUCAGCGUCAAGUACUCACCUGUAUGUCGCGAGAACCAAAUGAUGUACCACGGAGCAGCCAGGUACGAGCAAGUCAACAUCCCUUGCUCUCUGGACGCCCACCCGCCGCCCAUCUCCUUCCGCUGGACAUUCAAUAACAGCGGAGAAAGUGUUGAUAUUCCUCAGAACCACAUUAUGGUAGAAGGUUCUAGAGCGACAGUAAGCUACACCCCCAACACAGAGCUAGAUUACGGUACACUUCUCUGCUGGGGGUCCAAUUCUGUGGGUGUUCAGCGCCAUCCCUGUGUCUUUCACGUGUUCCCUGCUGGCCCUCCUGAUCCUGUACACAAUUGUUCAGUGUACAAUCUCUCAGUGACCGUAGUGAACGUCCGAUGUCUAGCAGGAUUUGAUGGUGGUUUGCCGCAGACUUUCAUCCUCGAACUGUACGACCCGCACACGAACGUCUUGGUGGGGAACACGACCAACACGGUGCCGAAGUUCUCAGUGCCAGGUCUGCCUCCUGGCGUGGGUCUGUUGGGCGUGGUCUACUCUACCAACGCGAAGGGGCGUGGCCAGAUGAUCAAUCUGCAGGUGUUCACACUAAAAGACGUGGCUGAGAGACGAACAGCCGCAGUGAAGCCGCCCCCGCACGCCAGCGUCUCCUCCGUCAGGAUAACCGCCAUCAUAGCAGUCGUGAUGGGCGUCUUGGGCGGCCUACUCGUCGUGGCCAUCCUCAUCUGCGCCGUCCUUAGGCUCAGGGAUGGGCGCGGGGACGGGGGGGCGGGGGUGAGAGCCGUGGAGGUCAAGACGAAGGAGCGUGGGCGUGAGAGACCGCAGGAAGGAGGCGGGCAGGACGAAGGGGCGGCCAAGACGGCGCUGACGACGAGCCUGAAGGAGGUGCAGGGGGGGCGCGCCGGCUCCCCGAGGGACUAUGACGAGAAGAACCCGGAUGUGAUCCCGCAGUCAGACUCAGAGUCAUGGCCUGCUGAGGGAGUUAACACCAUCAGUUCAGCUUCUCUGCCUCCCACGUACUCUGCUCUGCCGAGGACGUCCGCACAGGUGUACUCGCAUGGCAAUUAUCAGCAGGCCCAGUGCGGCAGCGACGUGCAAUACGCCGAACUCCUGCUCUCCGGGACGACCAUCACGACCACCCCCCGCCCGCACGACCAGCACAAGGUCAUCUACACGACCCUGGACCACAAACACGUCCUCCCCCCCUACCCCUCCCCUCAGCCCCACCCCUCUUACACCCAUCCUUCCCUCCCUCCCUCCACCUCCUCCCCGCCCCCUCCCACGCACCUCCUCCAGCAGGGGGGGUCCCAGCACCACCUCGGAGGCACGUGGACGACCUCCUGCGGCACGACCUCGCCGCGACAGCCUCUCCUUCGUCGGGAUUCACGCGUCGACGACCCUCUCAAAGCCGACCCUGAGGCGCGUGUCCCUCUCAUCUCGAAUCAGAAGGAGAGUUCGGUUUAAAGGAUGAUACGAGCAUCAUAUAAAAAAAAACUAUAAUAAAUUGGAAAAAAAAGCUGUGUAAAGGGACUAUUUCUCUUGUGUGUUAUGAGGAACGACCAUGAUUCUGAAAGACUUUUGUCGCUUUUGUUAAGGCUAUGAACAACUUUUGUGUUUAGCGUUCUCUCUCUGUCUAAAAAAAAGGCAGUGUAAAUGCCAGUCAAGUGUCACAGUUGUAUUUACUGUAUUGUGUAUCAUAUACACCCGAAAACGUAUGUAAACUUAUAUACUGUUAUGUUUUGUGUCCGUGUGUGAGCGUGUGAUAUAUUUUUUUUUUUACAAGAAAAUACAAAUAAAGAUCAGUGAUUACUUUGGAAAUCGUGUGAUUUUAUGUUUCUUUUUAUAAGAAAAGAAGAAAAUGAUAAAGAAUUUUACUCUCGAAUUUAUGUGAUCUGAUUUUUUUCCCCAAGAAAAGUGGAAUAAAAAAGAUGAUUGUCAAUAUUCUCAGAUUAAUGUGAUUUCAAUAUUUUUAUUAAGAAAAAAAAAGUAAGAAAAAAAUAUUCAAUAUUCCCAAAUUAACGUGUGUGUAACUGUGAAUCAUUUACCAAACUGACAGUAUUGGAGGGACAUAGAUAAAAAAAGACGUAGAAAAAAAGAAAAAGAAAAGAGAGAGAGAGAAAAAAAAAAUACUGCGUGUGUGUGCAGGGUUAUUAUUCGAACAGUGCCAGUGUUCAAAGGCACUCAUGAACGAAGUCUGAUGAAACGUCCUGUUGAGUGUGCGAGUGUGUCUGUAAAUAAAAGCAACAAGUCCACGUCAUCAGAGAGUAAAAUAAAUGUCUUUUGUAGGAGUGACUUCUACAGGCUUGGUGCUUGCGGGCCUGAACAAUCAGUCGCUGGAACUUUUAUGAACAAUGGAUAUCUGGUGGAUAUGGGAA